AUGGACCAACAAAAUCAUUUGGGAAAAGUUUUAGUUACAGCAUUAUAUGCUUUUAAAGCACAAAAUACAGAUGAAUUAUCAUUUGCUAAGAGUGAUGUUAUUAUUAUAACACAGGCUCCAACUGAUGGCGGCUGGUGGGAAGGCACAUUAGAUGGAAAUACGGGUUGGUUUCCAUCGAAUUAUGUUGAACAAAUUGUACAAAAAAUAGUUACUCUUUCUACUUCAAUGAGAUCCACUAGUUGUGUAUCAUGUCGAAUAUUUGGCUGUAAAACACAUUCAACACCAUCGACACAAAGUUCAUCUUCACAACAAUGUGCUGAAAUGAGAAUUCAUCGAGAAACAAUUCUUGAAGCAUUGCUUGAAGGUGAACAACGUUAUGUGACUGAAUUAGAAGAGUUUAUUUCGAAAACAAUUCAACCAUUGGCUCUUGCUCUAUCAACAUCAGGACAAACACAUCUUUACUUGGAUGUACAUUGUCUUGAUGAAUUAGUUAAAUUUCAUCGCCAUUUAUCACAUAUUUUACGUGAUACACUAAAAACACAACAUCGUGUUGGUGGAGUAUUUCUUCAAUUAGCACCAAGUUUAAAAUCAAUCUUUGAAGCAUAUUGUUAUCAACAUGCUAAAACACUUUUUUUACUCAAUCAUAAUAAAGAUCGAAUAUUAACAACUCUAGCAAAAAUUGAUCCAUCAAAUGAUACUAAUCAAUCAUAUAUACAAUUAAUUAAAAAUCUAUCGUUACCAUUAAAUCGUUUAGAAAAAUAUGCGAAUCUACUUAAAGAAUAUUUACAUAAUCUUGAAGAAUUUCAUAUUGAUCGUGGUGAUGCACAACGAGCAGCAGAAUAUUAUGCUGAAUUAGCUUGUUUGGGUGCGGAAUGGCGUAAACGGAAAGAAUGGGAAUUGGAUAUUAUUCAUAGUACUAUUCAUGGACUUGGUUCGGAAUCUUUAAAUUCAUUUGGUGAUGCAGUUUGUCUUAGUCCUGUUAAUAUACUCUCGGAGAAUCUUGGACAAAAUGCACUUGAACGUAUUGCUAUUCUUUAUCCAUCAACACUUUUUCUUCUUUCAACAAUAACAUCAUCAACUGCUCAACAAGAAUAUCAAAUUGAGAAUCGUUUUGUAUUAAAUCAAAUAACUAUUAGUAAAAUUCUUGAUGAUAAUAUUUUAGGCAAACGUGCUUUAAAAAUCAGCGCUCCUUCGAAUCAAUCAAUGAUUAUUACAUUUCCAAGUCCAGUUGAAUAUCAAGAAUGGUGUGAAAAAUUUUGUACAUUAUUAUCACCAAAAUCACCUCAAUCUCAUCAUCAUCUUAAUGCACCUUAUACACCUCAAUUAACUUCAAAAUCGGUAUCAUCAUUACCUAAUACAUCAAUAAAAUCAUCACCAAUGAGUACUCAUAAUAUGUCUUUGAAGACUCCUGCUCAAUCACCAAUGCCAAAAAAUAAUUUACCACCUCCGGCAUGGUCGAAAGGUUGUCUUCGACCACAUUCACCAUUAAGACCACGUCAACAAGGUACUAUUAUUGGUCAUUCGUCAACAACAACACUCGGAACAACUUCAAUGGGUUCACCAAUAUUAUCACAUGGAAGUGGAAUUGGUAUUAAUGAAUCAUCAACAAAUCCAAAUGAAACUGGAUCAAAUCGAACACUUCGACGUUUUAUGACAAUGAAAAAAUCUAAAGCAAAUGAAUUUCUUAAACGAGUCGAAACAAGUGAAGGUGAUUCACUGUUACUAUCAGUUAUUGAAGCAUAUUGUAUAUCAAGUAAUAAUAGUGGCACUGCUAUUGCUGGCUUAAAUACUUUGAUUGCUAAAGCACGACAUUCAAUAUCAGCCACUGGAACUACUACUGGUGGUAAUCUUGAACAAGCACUACCAUUAACUACCGGACAACAAAAUAUAUCUUCAGAUCAAUCAAACAUUCCACAAUUUCCUGUUCAAUCAUCGAAUAUAUCAACUACUGAUAUUGAACGUCGUGCAAUGUUCGAUAUGAUGAAUGAACUUCGUUCAGGAUUUAAAUUACUUCAACAUGAACUUGAAGAAGAAAGACGAGCACGUAGACAAUUGGAAAGUCAGAUACAACGAUUAAUUAUUGCAACAGCUGGAAAAUAA
Adineta steineri is the source of this 2100-nucleotide messenger RNA. The record is from the annotation of a GenBank genome assembly. Lineage: Eukaryota; Metazoa; Rotifera; Eurotatoria; Adinetida; Adinetidae.